AUGGACAAGACGCUUCUUCAACAACAUCUAGUCAGCCACCGCGGUAAUUUCCUAGCCGAAACAUUCAAGCUGUUUAGACUGCUUCGGUGCAUAUUUGCCUCUGUAUUUUAAGCAUAAUUCUGUCAUAUAAAUAAUUUCCCCAUUUAAUGUCAUAUUUCCGUUUAGUCGGGUAACGGUAGCUGGCUUGAUAAAUUAGCCUAUCACUAGGCUAGUCGCUAACUAGCAAGGUUAGCUAGCUACCACCUCCUACCAUGAGCUCACCAAGCUACUGCCCUCCUGCUAAAGAAGAGGAGGUCUGCUGGACGGAGAAAGAGGGUCUGUGGCUGAACAUUGUCGUGAAAGAGGAGGAUAUCACAGUAAAACAAGAAGUAGAGGGUGAGGCUGUUACAGUGAAAGAAGAAGAGAAAGACGCGUUCAAAGUGAAAGAGGAGGAGGAUGUUACAAUAAAAGAGGAGGAUGCAGUUUUUGGAGUGAAGGAGGGAGAGAUAACUGUCACAUUGAAGGAGGAGAAGGAACAUGAGCAGGAGGAGGAGACAGGCGAUCUGAUUAAAACCAGAGAGGGACCAGACUCUCACUCUGACAGCGGGGAGACUCCUUCAGGGGAAUCAGACCCAGAGACGCCCAAACCAGCGAGACAACACCACUGUCCCCAGUGUGGAAAGAGUUUUAAGUGGUUAAGGAACCUCAAAGCACAUGAGAGAAUGCAUACAGGAGAUAACCCUUACGAUUGCUCCCACUGUGGAAAGAGUUUUACCAAGUUAGGGAACCUAAAAGAGCAUGAGAGGACACACACAAGAGAAAAGCGUUUCCAAUGUUCCCAGUGUGGAAAGAGGUUUACCCAGUUACGGUACCUAAAACAACAUGAAGAAAUACACACAGAAGAUAGGAAGACCUACCACUGCUCUCAGUGUGGAAAGAUAUUUACUGGGUUAGGGAACCUGAAAAUACACAUGAGAAUACACUCUGGAGAGAAGCCUUACCACUGUUCCCACUGUGUAAAGAGUUUUACUCAGUUAGGGAGCCUGAAAACACAUGAGAGGGGACACACUGGAGAGAAGCCUUAUCACUGUUCCCACUGUGAAAGGAAUUUUAGGUGGUAUGCGAGCCUGAAGGAGCAUGAGAGAAUACACACAGGAGAAAAGCCUUACCAAUGUUCCCGCUGUGAAAAGAGUUUUACCCAUCGAGGGAGCCUGAAAGCGCAUGAGAGAAUACACUCAGGAGAAAAGCCUUACCAAUGUUCCCGCUGUGAAAAGAGUUUUACCCGGUUAGGGAGCUUGAAAAGGCAUGAGAGACAACACAUAGGAGAAAAGCCUUUCCAACAUACUAAUACACAGGAGGAGAAGACAUACCACUGCUCUCAUUGUGAAAAGACAUUUUCCCAGUCAAAGGAUCUGAAAUCACACGAGAGAAUAGAGAGGCUGUGUUCUGACUUAUGUUUUUGAUUGAGAAAUUAUGUUUUUGUUCAUGCUACAUUAAAUCAUAUUGUAUGAAUGAAAUCAUACUGAAAAAUAGGUCUACGUUUUCUUUUCCAGCUCAAAACAUGAUCAUGUCGAAAGUCAGAUUAUAAGAGUUAACAAAAAUAUAUGAUGUUUUAAUUAUGAACUUAAGAUUGAUUGAAUGCAAGUGUAAACCCUGAAAUGUUGUUCACUAUAUAGUUGGGAUUUUUCAAACAUGUUAAUUAUUAAAUAGAUUGACAUUAGUAUUUAUUCAUUAAGAUUGUCAUUGUAAUUGUGUAUUGGUUCUCAAUUGACAUAUCUGAUUAAAUAAAGGUGAAAUAAAGGGAA
Oncorhynchus masou masou (cherry salmon) is the source of this 1784-nucleotide messenger RNA. RefSeq names its product zinc finger protein 32-like. The transcript is spliced from 2 exons. NCBI's taxonomy places the organism in Eukaryota, Metazoa, Chordata, Actinopteri, Salmoniformes, Salmonidae. The coding region runs from base 252 to 1442 and encodes 396 amino acids. The record is from RefSeq and is a predicted model, not a curated record.